Molecule: messenger RNA, 2700 nt
Organism: Exophiala mesophila
Lineage: Eukaryota; Fungi; Ascomycota; Eurotiomycetes; Chaetothyriales; Herpotrichiellaceae
Exons: 2
Coding region: 1-2352 (783 amino acids)
Biological process (GO): DNA-templated transcription; positive regulation of transcription from RNA polymerase II promoter by galactose
Cellular component (GO): nucleus
Molecular function (GO): zinc ion binding; DNA-binding transcription factor activity, RNA polymerase II-specific; RNA polymerase II cis-regulatory region sequence-specific DNA binding
Source: RefSeq, a predicted model, not a curated record
AUGUUCCAUACCUUCGAAACCACCCAAUACACCACUUCUGAUCCUUUGGAUCCUAGUGCGUCGUCUGCUGCCAAGCGGAGGACGUCCACAGUCAGGGCCUGCGAGCCAUGCAGACGGCGAAAGAUCCGCUGCAAUGGUGAGCAUCCCUGCGAGACCUGUCAGUGGUAUCGUAAAGCCGCCUCCUGCCACUAUACUGAGCCCAGGCAGAGGCAGAUGCCUUCUCGACGCUCCGUCGAGAAGAUUUCUCAAACAUUGCAAGAAUACCGUGGCAUUCUGCAAAAGUUGUUCCCCAAUGUCCAUCCCGACCAGCUUAAAGAUAUGUCGCGCGACCGUCUGGUGGAGCUCAUCUCCCAUUCUGGUCAUCCACCAUCUCCCAGAACUCCCAGCGUCGAUGAGAAACCUCCCCCCGUCAACCCCGAUGCAGGCAGUUUGGAGCAACUUCAGCCCAUGCCCGAAGAAUUCAAUGACGCGAUGGAGUCCAGCUUCUCUGGACUCAAGUCUCUCCCCGACGAUGCCAAUGGACUUUCCAUGUCGGUUAAACGUAAUUCGUCCUAUCUGGGCAUAUCUUCUGUCCUGGCUGUUCUCCGCGUCAUCACCUGGCUCGAUCCUGAUUGUCUGGCAAAUGCUGCCUCUGCCGAUUCCACCACAGUCACCAGCCCUGAGUCCUCCAUCUUGCCUGACCUAAGUCAUGACAAGUCAGCCGUGCGGCUUGUCUCAUCUUCCCCAACGACUGCCAACGAAACACUCUACGUGGACGCAUAUUUCACCUUCAUUCACCCUUUUACUCCUGUCAUUGAAGAAUCUUGCUUUCGCGAUGAUUUUGCCAGCAGAUCAAGAACAGAUGCACGGUGGCAGCUCCUGAUGAACACCGUCUUGGCCAUGGGGAGCAUAGCCGCCAGCUCCUCGGAAGAUCUCACCCAUCAAAUCUACUUCGCCCGUGCCAAACAGUACAUUGAUAUGGACACAUUUGAUUCCGCGCACCUUGAAACUGUGCAGGCGCUUGCCAUUCUAUGCGGUUUCUAUCUCCAAUACAGCCAGUCUCCCAACCAGGCCAAUGCAAUCAUGGGAGCGACUUUCCGAAUGGCGACCAUGCUCGGCCUUCACCGUGACUAUACCGAAGGAGUUGGCCCCACCAAAGCACAGAAGGCGGCCUUCUCAAUUGAGAUGAGACGCAGGCUCUGGUGGUCGAUCUUUAUGCUCGACUCAUGGGUGGGCAAUACUCUCGGCAGACCCACCAUGGGCCGCUUGAGCCAUGCCAUUACCGCCAAACCUCCUCAGGAGCCAAUCGGGCAAUCGUCCGAAUUGCUACUCUUGGUUCAAGAAAAUGUUCGCCUUGCUGUAAUCAGCACUCGGAUGGAGGAGUGUCUAGCCGUAUCUCCUAUCCUUGAUGAGCCUGAUCGGCAUGCCUUGGACGCCAUGUACAUCGAGUGGUACAAACACUCCUCCAUGCAAGAAGAUUCUCCUUGCGCCAAGAUGUCAGAGUCUCCCGGCCUGACCGUUUUGAGAAACGUGACCAGAUGGAGAUAUCUCUCGAAUCGCAUCAUUCUGCAUAGACCCGUACUUCUCUGGUACGCCAUGAGAAAAACCAGCUGGGAAAAACUGGCGCCGGAGAAGAAAUCGGCGGUCAUACUUUGCAGGGAGCUUUGCGCCGACCUCAUUAAUGACAUCGCCGCCACCUGGCAAGGUCAAAAGCCAUGUCAAAUGUCUGGUUGGAAUGCCACGUGGCUCUUAUACCAGGCCACCAUGGUUCCUCUUCUGUCACUCUACUCUGAGCCUCUCAACACCGACCUGGUCCAGCGCAGUCUACAUCAAGUCGAAGUGGCUGCGGGAGUCAUGAGAGAGCUUCAAGCGUGGUCAACAACCGCGACGCGUUCGUUAGACGUCAUCAAUAGGCUUUACCUGGGCAGCAAGAAGCAUCUGCCGGCACAACUAGACAAGCACGAGCCUCAUGUUGCCGUGGGAAUGAGUACACCGACAUCAAUCACGGGCCAAAUGCCUCCUCCGGCUACUACAUCUGCCACCGCCACUCAGCCGACAUAUAUUGAUGUGUCAUUUGCCAAUGCGUAUGGGAACCGAGAGCCCAUGAACACUGCCAACCAGGAGGUCUUCAUGGACAACAUGUUUGACACCAUCAAAUGGAGCACCAGCUGGGACAGCCCAAUUGGGGGUCCUCAGUUGAUGAACGGCUGGGACUAUGCCUCGAUGCAGAAUUGGGCCUUUGCGCCGCAGCAGGAAGAAUAUUUCGACCCGAUUUUCACCGAAGAUUCAAGUCAUGUCCAGUAUAUGGAUAUGCCUCACGGACACAACGCGGCAGAUCUGAUGAAUUACAUGGACCAAAAGAAUAUUGCAUGAUGGAGAGCCGCGGUCUGAUUUAGCCGGACCCACAAUAUUCCAGAUGCCCCAGACUACGCAACUCUGGACCCGCAUCAACGACUGAGCUACUGCUCGACUCAACCCCUACCCAUACGAAGGAGACAGCAUUAUGGCCAGAGUGUCCAAAACGUUUGCUGGGAAAUGCACAAUGCCAGACGUUCCUCUCCUGAACACGGCAGUGAACACUCAGCCUCGGGAAGUGCCGUCUCUCGUUCGAGAGGUAUACCACAUUAGCCGAUGCACGCAAGUAUUCUCGGUCGCUCGGAAGCAGAAAAGACGCCAUGGUAUGAGUGGUCUUUGCUGUUUGAGGAUCAGCCAAACAUCGAG